AGCCAGCAGCAGAGCAGCGCAGCUCUCUGACUCCGCUGGUCUGAGCCACGUGUCUACGCAGUCUGGAGGAGGACGUGCCACCUGUGCAGCAGAAAUCACACCUCCAUCCAUCAACGCUAAGCCUGCAGGUUUGGAGCGGAGCAGAAAGUCAAAGAGGAAGCAGCAGGUUGAUCCUGUGAGCAAAGAGCAGGAGAAAUAAGCAGGAAGCUCCAUCACCGCGUCUCCAUCCAGGUUAUGAUGACAUGUCUGGUGGCGCUCCUUUGGGUCCUGAUCAUCGUGGGUGAAAGAGCAGCCCAAGGCCAGAGACCCCGCAGGAGUGUUGUCUUCUCAGACGUGAAGCUGAAGCUGUUCAAGGAGGCUGACUUUGACGGGCUGAGCUCUCUGAUGGUCGGAGACGACGUCGGUCGGCUUUUCAUCGGCGCCAGAGGAAAAGUCCUGGCGCUCAGUUUGGAUGACAUCACGAUCAAGACCAAUGAGGUGAAAUGGACGGUGAGCUCUGCAGACAGAGGCGUCUGUGAGAUGAAAGGCCGGAGCAGCGAGGAUUGUGAAAACUACGUCAGGAUGCUGCACCCCCUGGAUGAUGGCAGGAUGCUGGCGUGUGGGACCAACGCCUUCAGCCCGGCCUGCUCAUACCUGACGUUCAAAGGAGGAAAUCUCACCAUGGAAACCGCCGUCCAGGAUGGCAGGGGGAAGGUGCCCUUUGACCCCUACCAGGACUUUGCCUCCAUGAUGGAUGGAAACACCUUAUAUUCAGCAGCUUCUUCAAACUUCCUGGGCACAGACAUGGUUUUCCAAAGACACGGGCAGAACCCCAUCAAGACCGAAGCCAAGCGGUCCUGGCUCAACGAACCCACCAUGAUCUCCAUAAACCUCGCCAAACUCAACCAGACCACAGAGAACCGCGAGGAUGACAACGUGUUCCUGUUCUUCACUGAGACCGCUGUGGAGGAGCGACGCAGCGACCUGCGGCUGUCCAGGGUGGCCCGCGUGUGUAAAAGCGACGUGGGAGGCAUGAGAACUUUACAGAGAAGGUGGACGUCUUUCCUGAAGGCCCGCCUGGACUGCCCGUUUGGAGAUGCGGGUUCACCGUCUCUAGUGCAGGACGUCUUCUUCCUCCAAGAUGAAGACAACUGGAUGGAGAGCCUUUUCUACGCAACCUUCACCUCCAACCCGGAGCCGUCCAGUACCUGCAGCCAGUCUGCCGUCUGUGCCUACAAGCUGUCGGACGUCCGUCAGGUUUUCAGGGGCAGCUUCCUGACUGAGAGCGAUUCUGGCGGCUGGGUGACGUACGCGGGAGCAGAGCCUUUCAUCUACCCCGGCUCAUGCAUCAACGACGAGAUGCGGGCCGGCGGCGUGGUGAGCUCCCUGAACCUGUCGGACACCACCCUGCUGUUUGUGAAGCACCACCCUCUGAUGGAGGGGGCGGUGGCGCCGGUAACCGGCCGGCCCCUGCUGGUCCGCUCCGCCACGCAGUUCUCCAGGAUUGUUGUGGACAAAGUGACGUCCCUGGAUGGACAGCAGCACCACAUCAUGUUCAUCGGCACCACCGCGGGUUGGCUGCAGAAGGGGGUGUGGCUUAACGGCGAAGGAGGGCGAAUCGUGGAGGAGCUGCAGCUGUUUCACGACGCCCAGCCCAUCUACUUCCUCCAGCUCUCCUCCAGAAGUGGCCAGCUGUACGGCGGAGCCAGAGCUGCGGUGGUCCAGCUCAGCGUGAGGGACUGCAGCCGCUACACGUCCUGUCACGACUGCCUUCUGGCCAGAGACCCGUACUGUGGCUGGGACCUUCUCAGAGGCCUGUGUGCUGCUGUUGGUGGCGCCUCAGACGCCUCCAUGGUGCAGAGCCUCGCUGACGGAGACGUUGGAAGUUGCCCCAACGCUGACUGCAAGUCAAAGAUUGCUCAUAUGAGGCUCUUUACACAUGUUUACCCUAGUGAGGAGAGUAGUAGGAGAAUCUCCAUGGUCUUCUUGUCUUCUCCCACAGGGCAACAGCCGUUUACCGCCGUCCAUCUGGCUGCUGGCGUGGCACAGUUCCUCCCCUGUUCCCCAGACACCAACCUCCCCGUCAGCUGGAGCUUCUCUGGCAGCGUCCUCCAGCCUGGACCCCGACUCGUCCUGCUCAGCCAGGGCCUCGUCGUCACGCCUUCCUCCACCGACGCCGGCCUUUACACCUGUGAGACGGUGGAGGAGGUGAAAGGCAGAGAGCACAGGAGGACGGUGGUCCGGUACCGCGUGCAGGUCCACGAUAAGUCCAGCAGGAUCCAGGACGUCGCCGUCAUCGUCUCCGCUGUCUGCGCUGGCGUGGGUCUGAUGUUUUUAUACAGAUGCUGCAGACAGAAAGUUAAAAACCAUGUUGGCUGUGGCAAUAGAUGGAGGGAUGCCGACAUGGGGGGAACCGAAGUGACCGGGGGUGGAGGAGAGGGCGGAGCCUUGCGAUGAAAACAGAUUUA
Molecule: messenger RNA, 2447 nt
Organism: Fundulus heteroclitus (mummichog)
Lineage: Eukaryota; Metazoa; Chordata; Actinopteri; Cyprinodontiformes; Fundulidae
Product: semaphorin-4E
Exons: 14
Coding region: 235-2436 (733 amino acids)
Biological process (GO): axon guidance; semaphorin-plexin signaling pathway; neural crest cell migration
Molecular function (GO): chemorepellent activity; semaphorin receptor binding
Source: RefSeq, a predicted model, not a curated record